CUUUCAGCUUUGCGGACAGCGAAGAAAUCAGGGGGAUAUAUUCCCGUCAGGUAUCGGUUUUCAACCUUCCCUUCGUCGUUCAUCGGUCCCUUUUCGUUCAUUGUCCCUGUUGUUCUUCAGCAUCAAUCCAACCUUUACAUCAACCAUGUCCGGAAAAUAAGAUCCCAUCGCAGCGAUGACCGAGUCGCCUCCAAGCUACCAAGCAGCAUCCGGGACUCCCCAAUUCUCCGCAGAAAAGAAUGGAAUGCAAUACACGAGCGACCCUUCGCCGGCAACGCGAGAAGUCCACAGCGGCGGCCAGCACAGCAAGUACAGCCAACAGCCACAAGGCCAGCACAGCAAGUACAGCAGCGCCACCCCGAUCCACACCCUCGGCAUGUCGAGCGUGCCUGUUGAUUGUCCAGGCUGCGGGCACCGCGCGCUGACGCAAACCGAUUUCCAAGCGGGGAAAACGACGCAUGCAUGGGCCGUCGGACUCUGCUGCCUUACGGGUGUUUGCUGUUGGAUUCCGUAUGUUAUGAACGGCAUGAAGGAUGUGCAGCACCGGUGCGGGAGUUGCGGGAUGCUGCUGGCUACGUGGCAUAAGAGCGGGCACGUGGAGGUGCAUGCGCAUGCUUGAGCGCGCUGUUGGCCGGGCUCAAGGUUUCAGAUUGUGUGAAUAAUGGGGGGGUGUCAAGUCGUUGUUGUGGUGUUCUCUGGUCGAUUGAAAGAGAAGGUGAGAAUGCCUCGACUCGAUUAUCAGGUAGUCAGCAUCGUU
Neohortaea acidophila is the source of this 757-nucleotide messenger RNA. RefSeq names its product LITAF-like zinc ribbon domain-containing protein. The record is from RefSeq and is a predicted model, not a curated record. The transcript is spliced from 4 exons. Bases 176 to 619 code for a protein of 147 amino acids. Gene Ontology annotation, molecular function: zinc ion binding. NCBI's taxonomy places the organism in Eukaryota, Fungi, Ascomycota, Dothideomycetes, Mycosphaerellales, Teratosphaeriaceae.